Molecule: messenger RNA, 892 nt
Organism: Daphnia magna
Lineage: Eukaryota; Metazoa; Arthropoda; Branchiopoda; Diplostraca; Daphniidae
Gene: Prosalpha2
Product: proteasome subunit alpha type-2
Exons: 4
Coding region: 121-825 (234 amino acids)
Biological process (GO): ubiquitin-dependent protein catabolic process
Cellular component (GO): proteasome core complex; proteasome core complex, alpha-subunit complex
Source: RefSeq, a predicted model, not a curated record
CCUAGCGGUCAAAUUUAAAGCUCGCAUCAUUUUCCUUGCAAAGUGUGGAAAGCGCAUUCAAUUCUGUCCUGUCAUUCAACAACCGAAUAACUGAACAGGACUAAAAAUUCUAACCAUACCAUGGCUUCCGAAAGAUACAGUUUCUCUCUUACAACUUUCAGUCCUUCUGGCAAACUGGUACAAAUCGAGUAUGCCUUAGCUGCAGUAGCUGCCGGUGCUGCAUCGGUUGGUAUCAAAGCUGCUAAUGGUGUGGUUCUAGCCACUGAGAAGAAGCACCGAUCAAUCCUAUAUGAGGAACACAGUGUCCAUAAAAUUGAAAUGAUUACUCCCAAAAUUGGAAUGGUCUACAGUGGUAUGGGUCCUGAUUAUCGCCUGCUAGUUCGUCAAGCCAGGAAGAUGGCUCAGCAAUAUUGGGUAACCUAUCAAGAGCAGAUACCAACUGCACAACUUGUCCAACGUGUGGCCACAUUGAUGCAAGAAUACACACAGUCCGGAGGUGUCAGGCCAUUUGGUGUUUCACUCCUAAUGUGUGGCUGGGAUGAAGGCCGUCCAUACUUGUUUCAGUGUGAUCCAUCUGGAGCUUAUUUUGCCUGGAAAGCCACUGCUAUGGGCAAAAAUUAUAUCAACGGGAAAACGUUUUUAGAGAAACGAUACAACGAAGAUCUUGAGCUAGAUGAUGCUGUCCACACUGCAAUUCUUACCCUCAAAGAAGGUUUUGAAGGAGGUAUGACAGAAGAUAACGUCGAAAUUGGUAUUUGCGAUGAGCAGGGUUUCCGCCGGCUAUCUCCCGCUGAGGUUAAGGACUAUUUGGCAAACAUUGCUUGAACGGAUGGAAAAUUUCAUUGAUUGCAAACAUAUGUCGAAAAUAAAACUGAUGGUUGAUUAAAGAAAA